CACACACACACACAGACAGACACACUAGAGGCGUGUAGCCCCUGUAGAGUGGCGAUCUAUUGUGGAGGCAACACUGUGUGUUUGCCUGGCAGUGAGCCAAGUGCCCUGGUGUCGCACACUACGAAAGGGUGGUCUGCAGCCGGCAGGAAUCGCAGGCCGUUAGACGAGGAAGUGUGCAGGAAACAGCAUCCGUCUACGCCGCUCGACGCACCACACACAGACAGACACACAGACAGACAGAGAGAGAGAGCGUGGCACCGGGCAAGGGGCACGUGAAGAGAUCUUCCCCCUCCCCAUCCUCCUCCUUCCUCCAGACGCUCGCAUCCGUGCCGAUCCAGAUCGCUGCCUCCAGCCGGAGUAUGGAACGCAUGUCGGACGAUGCUCUGCGGCUCCACCUGCUGAAGCGGGGCCUGGACCGGGCGGACGAGCGGGAGGAUCUGGUGGCCAAGCGGUUGAAGAUGGAGGGACACGAGGCCAUGGAGCGCCUGAAGAUGCUGGCCCUGCUGAAGCGCAAGGACCUGGCGGUGCCCGAACCGUCGCCCGAGCUGAUCCCCGCCAAGCCCGAGCACCAGCGGGCAGCCGACGACAAGAUGAACGGCAGCCUGAAGGGCCGGCCCGAGCUCCGCACCGUCACUAAAGCCGGCAAAGAGAACAUGGGCGACGAGCCUGUGGACAUGAGCGCACACAAGAGUGAGGUGGAUCGGGAGCGCAGCACCCCCUCACCCGACGUCAUUGUGCUGUCAGACAACGAGGCCUCCAGCCCUCGCGCCAAUGGCUGCUUCGAGGACAGGAUCAAGAUGGCCAACCUGGAGAUCUUCAAGGGCAAGGGCCCCGAGGAGCGGCAGAUGAUCAUCAAGCAGUUGCGGGACGAGCUGCGUCUGGAGGAGGCACGGCUGGUGCUGCUGAAGAAGCUGCGGCAGAGCCAAGUGCAGAAGGAGAACGUGGUCCAGAAGAGCAUGGGCUCGUCUGCUCAGUCCUCGCUGGUCCAGGGUGGGCAACAACAGCUGCUGUCCAAGCCGCCCAACCGGCCCAUCUCUCAGGUAUUGGACCCUCAGAACCUGCGGGGGGCUCAGGGCCACCCGGUGAUCAGGACAGCGGCCAAUAGCACGUUGCCGCAGCUGCUGUUGUCACAGCGGGUGAUUGCGCCCAGCCCCGCACAGAUGCAGAGCAUGAGGAUGGCCAAACCCGGCCUCAUACACAGCCCCCUGGGCAGCCCCAACACAGCCGCUGCCUACCAGAAGGCGGGCUCCUCCAUCCCGUCUCCACGGACCACGCCAUCCACCAUGUACAUGAGCGUGUCAUCGCAUGUACAGGGGGGGUUGCCCUCAGCGGGCAGUCCUGCCGCCAGCAGCCUGAACGAUCCGGCCAGUAGCCAGGCGGCGGCUAAACUGGCUCUGCGCAAACAGCUGGAGAAGACCCUUCUGGAGAUCCCCCCACCCAAACCCUCGCCCCCUCUCCUCAACUUCCUGCCCAGUGCGGCCAACAAUGAAUUCAUCUACAUGCUGGGCCUGGAGGAGGUGGUGCAGAGUGUGAUCGAGAGUCAAGGGAAAGGACGCCUGCAGCUCUCCCACAUCGAGCCCUUCAUGUGCUCGCAGUGUCGGACAGACUUCACCCCACACUGGAAGCAGGAGAAGAACGGCACCAUCUUGUGUGAGCAGUGUGUGACUUCCAACCAGAAGAAGGCGCUCAAAGCCGAGCAUACCAACCGGCUGAAGACGGCCUUCGUCAAAGCCCUGCAGCAGGAGCAGGAGAUCGAGCAGCGAAUACAGCAGCAAGCGGCGGUGGUGUCGGCCUCGCCCACCUCCGUGUCAGCCGGCGGGGUGAUGAACAAGCCCGAACCGGUCAUCAGGCACCACCCUCUCCGCCAGCAGCCGCCUCAGUCGCAGUCGUCUCUCCAGCGCGGGCUGCAUUCCUCGGCCCGCAGCGUGCUGUCGACCUUUGCACAGGGCCCGCAGCUGCACAUGGCCAGCGGGCUGGUGGGCAUGCCAGGUAAGCAUGCAAUGCGGAGCGGAGGGCAGAGUCGAGGACGAAGGCCAUACUUCACCACCUCAGGGGUCAACAUGUCGUACCUGAAUGCGGGGGUCGGAGGUCAGAAGGGGUCGAGCCUGGCGGACCGUCAGCGCGAAUACCUGCUGGACAUGAUCCCACCGCGGCCACUCUCGCAGUCCAUCAGUGCGCAGAAGUGAGGGGCCGGAGUGGGCAGUGCCCAGUGCCCAGUGCCCAGUGCCCGUCUCCUCCCCACCCCCAUGUUAUUGUAUGUGUCUGAUGCUAACUCUGUCGUAGGGACCGGGGGGUGGGGUCCACACCAGCGCUGCUCGCAACAGGCACAAGGCAAGGGGUCGGCUCACCACCUGCCUACCCUCCCCUACCCUCC
Molecule: messenger RNA, 2374 nt
Organism: Leucoraja erinaceus (little skate)
Lineage: Eukaryota; Metazoa; Chordata; Chondrichthyes; Rajiformes; Rajidae
Gene: gatad2b
Product: GATA zinc finger domain containing 2B
Exons: 11
Coding region: 360-2186 (608 amino acids)
Biological process (GO): negative regulation of transcription by RNA polymerase II
Cellular component (GO): NuRD complex
Molecular function (GO): sequence-specific DNA binding
Source: RefSeq, a predicted model, not a curated record